AAGUACAAGUACUAAUUUGAUUAGAUUAAGUCAUGGCCAUUAUGGUUAAAGAAUGAUAGUGGCUUUGCCACUUUCUUAGCCCAACCAAUGAAUUCAAUUCAAUCUUCCAUUGUUUAUGCAGAUAAAUCACUAUAAGUAGGUGGGCAAGGCAAUCAACAUUUUCACAAGCAAAUGGCUCACAAACAAAUUUCAUGCUUCCCCAUUCUAUUAUUUCUAGUGUUGUCUUUGACUCACCUAGGAACUCCUUUCCCUUCUGCUUAUAGCCAGCUCGACUAUUAUUUCUACGAUCAAUCAUGCCCCCGUUUGCAAAUGAUUGUUAAGUAUGGUGUUUGGGCAGCUAUCAGUAAUGAGACCAGGAUUGCUGCCUCCCUCCUUCGGUUGCACUUUCAUGAUUGUUUUGUUAAUGGUUGCGAUGGAUCGAUACUUCUUGAUGACACAAAUGAUUUCAAGGGAGAGAAGAACGCUCUUCCAAACCGAAACUCAGCUAGAGGAUUUGAAGUCAUUGAGAGUAUAAAGGCAGAUGUUGAAAGAGCAUGCCCGUCAACUGUUUCGUGUGCUGAUAUACUGGCUCUUGCAGCAAGAGAAGCUGUCGUUUUGUCUGGAGGGCCUUUCUGGUCCGUUCCCUUAGGCCGGCGAGACGGAUUAACUGCAAGUCAGAAGGCAGCUAAUGAAAACUUGCCAGGACCCUUUGAGCCACUGGAAAACAUCACUGCUAAGUUCAUCUCAAAGGGCCUUGACAUAAAGGAUGUUGUGGUCCUUUCAGGAGCACACACCAUAGGUUUUGCUCAGUGCUUCACGUUCAAGAACAGGCUCUUUAACUUCAAAGGCUCUGGCAAGCCUGAUCCUAGGCUUGAUUCUUCAUCCCUCACAAACUUGCAAAGCAUGUGUCCCAACAAAGAUGCGUCAAACACCAAUCUUGCUCCUCUGGACUCACCAAGUCCUUACACAUUUGACAAUUCAUAUUAUACCAGCCUUGUGAGCAACUCAGGCCUUCUUGAAUCUGAUCAAGCUCUAAUGGGGGACUCAACAGCUGCUGCAUUGGUUAAUUCCUAUACGUAUAUGGCAUAUCUUUUCAACAGCGAUUUCGCAGCAUCGAUGGUGAAGAUGGGCAAUGUUGGAGUACUUACAGGGAAAAAUGGACAAAUUAGAAAGAAAUGUGGGUCAGUAAAUUAAGUUGAAUUAACCAAGUUGGCAUAUGUAAUUAAUGUUGGUGAUCUUUUUUAUGGAACUUAUGUGUAAGCUAUCAACAAAUAAACAAUUUAGCAGAGUCCUGUAAGUAGAAAGUAGUGAAUUGUGACAUUUUAGAAUUAUUAUUAUUAUUAUUAGCAUU
Messenger RNA from Hevea brasiliensis (rubber tree), 1330 nucleotides. RefSeq names its product peroxidase 10. The record is from RefSeq and is a predicted model, not a curated record. The coding region runs from base 172 to 1173 and encodes 333 amino acids. The transcript has 4 exons. NCBI's taxonomy places the organism in Eukaryota, Viridiplantae, Streptophyta, Magnoliopsida, Malpighiales, Euphorbiaceae. Gene Ontology annotation, molecular function: heme binding; peroxidase activity. Gene Ontology annotation, biological process: hydrogen peroxide catabolic process; response to oxidative stress.